AUGGGCACCAGCAAGACAGCCGCCUCGAGCAGAAAGCGGAAGCAAGUCGAUGAUGAACCCACUGUCCCAGACACCGAACAAGUAGCUUCCUCCUCCAAGAAGUCUAAGAAGGAUGAAUUAGCCCUAGCCACAGACGAGAAGCGACUACGCAGAUUCCGUGACAAAGCACCCCAAGCAUUUGCUGUCAUCUACGAACGAGCCACAACCCAACGCUUUUUUGUCCUCUCGCGUAAACGCAUACCAGUAUGGGACAGCUUCGAAGGCUUCGAGGAGGAAGUGGAAAUUGCAGGUUCGACAGGCAACAUCUACACCGUGACGAUUGCCCGACAGCCGACUUGCACCUGCCCCAUGGGCGAGAAGAACGAGCAGUGCAAGCACAUCAUCUACGUGCUGGCCCGGGUACUGCGAGCCAAGUACGAGUACGUUUACCAGCUGGCAUUGUUAAGCUGCGAGCUCGAAGAGAUCUUUGACAACGCCCCUCUGAUCGUGGAAGACGGGGACAGUGCUGCAACAGGGGAAGGUGACAAGAAGAGGAAGCCGAUUGAAGGGGAUUGUCCCAUCUGCUUCAGCGAGAUGGAGGUACACAAGCCCGAGGAAAUUGUCUGGUGCCGUGCGGCAUGCGGCCAGAACAUUCACAAGGAGUGCUUCGAGAUGUGGGCUGCCACAAAACGGAAGCAGGCUGGUGGAGCCAAGGCGGAAGUCACUUGUCCGUACUGCAGAAGUGUCUGGGAAGGUAAUGAUGAUAUGAUCAAGAAGAUCAAGAAGGGGAAGCCAACUUCGGAAGGAUACGUGAAUGUUGCUGACCAGUUGGGGAUUAGCCAAGUACGAGAUACCAGUACGUACCACUAUGGGGGUUCGAGGUCGGGAUACACUUUUGGCAGGAAUAGGAGCAGGCGGUUCCCCCCAAUCAAGUCCUUCAUUCGCGCAGCCAACAUAAUCAUGCGCGCUGCAUCGGCAACUCUCUCUUCUGUUAUCUCUGCAGUAACCACCGCAUUGGAUUUCGAUGGUCGUGAGGACACCGCCUACCGCCAAGCAGCCGAAACCGUCCUCCAGGCAUUCCUCAAUAUGGAUUCGGAGACAUUCGAAUUCACUUACAUCGACCCUGAUGCCAACCUUGACGUCGGCCUUGGGUCCUACCUCCUCAUACACGUCACCUAUACAGUGAUUGGGGGAAUUGUUUUCCUUUUGGCACGGAAGUGUAGAGACCCGGGAAUUCAAGAAGAACUGGUGCGUCGCUGCCCAAAUCUGCCUUCUCUUUUCAGAGGCGUCGAUAACAGGGUCUUGGGACGAGGGUAG
This is a messenger RNA of Neurospora tetraspora, 1296 nucleotides long. RefSeq lists its product as uncharacterized. The record is from RefSeq and is a predicted model, not a curated record. Bases 1 to 1296 code for a protein of 431 amino acids. NCBI's taxonomy places the organism in Eukaryota, Fungi, Ascomycota, Sordariomycetes, Sordariales, Sordariaceae. The transcript has 4 exons. Gene Ontology annotation, molecular function: ubiquitin protein ligase activity; zinc ion binding.